Lindgomyces ingoldianus is the source of this 3376-nucleotide messenger RNA. RefSeq lists its product as uncharacterized. Gene Ontology annotation, molecular function: guanyl-nucleotide exchange factor activity; protein binding. Lineage: Eukaryota; Fungi; Ascomycota; Dothideomycetes; Pleosporales; Lindgomycetaceae. Gene Ontology annotation, biological process: establishment of cell polarity; septin ring organization. The transcript has 5 exons. Bases 1 to 3114 code for a protein of 1037 amino acids. The record is from RefSeq and is a predicted model, not a curated record. Gene Ontology annotation, cellular component: nucleus; mating projection tip; division septum.
AUGGAGGUUGCUUUUCACUCCGGACUUGCGCGAGCUCACACCCACAACCCCUCUCCCACCUCGACUACCACGCACUCUCGUAUGAACUCGAGCGCCGGGCCGAUGCACGCCAACAGCCACCAGAGCUAUCAGAGCCAGUACUCUAGCUACUCGCACAGCACCUCGCGGGACACACAGUCGACACAGGGCACCUCUACCUCGACCCUCUUCGGCGGCCAGCAGCCACCAGUCUUCCCGACCUCGACCCCCGUUAACGGCGGCCCUGUCGAAGCUUCCAACAAUGUCCUCAACAAGCGGGCCGACAAGGACACCUCGCUGUUUCAAAGAUGUCUUAACCUCCACCAGCGCUUGCGUGCGAUUCCAGGCUUUGAGCGAUGGAUGAUCGAGGAGGAGAGCAAAGCCGAUGACGAUGCCGACCCUGUUACCCUGCUGUGGAGGACCUUCCGGCGCGGAUAUCCGCUGAUGGAAAUUUAUAAUGCCUUAGGCCCCAAGGUCCAGCUUAGCGUGGACGAAGCAAGGGUCAACGAGAAGACCCGGGCCAAAGCUGCAUCUUACAAGUUCAUCCAGGCCUGCGUGAACGAGCUCAAGUUCCUGUCCGAGGAAUGCUUCAUCAUCAGCGACCUGUAUGGCGACGACACCACCGGCUUCGUCAAGGUCACCAAUGUAGUGAAUCGCGUGCUAGAUAUCCUAGUACAGAUGGGCAUCAUCAACACCGAAGUCGUUACAGCCGAUAGUGCCUCCGCAACCUCCACCAUCAAGAGGACGCAAAGAGAGCACAUCAUUGAUGAGUUGGUGAAAACAGAGCGAACAUACGUCCAGCAUCUAGAGCUUUUGCAAUCCUUUAAGAAACUGGUUGAAGAGAAGGGCGUCAUCACCGGAGACAGUGUUCAUGACAUCUUCUUAAACUUAAAUGCUCUUCUGGACUUCCAGCGUCGAUUCUUAAUCCGCGUGGAGCAAACUAAUGCCAUGUCGGCCGACGAACAAAAUUGGGGUAACCUCUUUGUUUUGUACAAGGAUGCCUUCAAAGUGUAUGAGCCGUACAUUGCGAAUCAGAAGAAAUGCGAAGAGGUCGCCAUGCGCGAGUUCGACAAACUAAGGGAAACGGGCGGAUCGUCAGAAAUGCAACAGAUGGUAGAGUCGCCUACGCAUCUCACCUCGUUCCUCUUGAAGCCAUUUCAGCGCUUAGCUAAGUAUCCUCUACUACUAAAAGAGCUUCGUGACAAAGGUGACCUUGACGAGGGCCGGAGAAGUGACAUUUCCAAGGGAAUAGAGGCCGCCUCUUCUGUGCUUCAGAGCACCAACGCGGCCAUCGACCGAGAAGAGCGACUCGAGGCCGUUGAAGAACUCAAGACUUUGGUCGAAGAUUGGAAGGGGCAUCGGAUCGAAGGGUUCGGUGACUUGCUCCUUUACGGCCAAUUCACUGUUUUGAAGGGUGAAAGCGUCAACGCAAAGAACGAGGAGCGUGAGUACAAGAUUUACCUCUUCGAGAUGAUCCUUCUAUGUUGCAAAGAAAUCAACCCCAACAAGCAGAAGAACCGGAUGAUGAAUAAGCCAGUGGCUAGGAACGGGAAACCGAAGUUGCAGCUCAAAGGCCGAAUAUUUAUGCAGAAUGUAACAGAGACUGUCUCGCUUCAAAAGCCCGUAGGCUCAUAUACAUGCCAAAUAUUUUGGAAAGGUGACCCAGGUAUUGAGAACUUCAUUAUACGUUUCAAUUCGGAGGAGACGAUGAAGAAAUGGGCCACACAAGUUGACACUCAACGACGCAUGAUGAAAGAAUAUUCGAGAUCCAGCGCCGGCACCUCCCGUUCGCAGCCUUCAAACACCGCUUUCAUCUCUAUGCAAGACCAUCAGCUCACGAACCCGUAUGCUGAACACGAAGACGACGACGAGGACGAGGAUGUGGAUACCGUCGUUCCCGGCUAUCCAGGUCCUCAUGACAAUUAUGCCAUGAGAUCAAAUGGCUCUAGCCUAAGUCUGCGCUCGCGGUCAACAACUGGGGAUAGCGGGCCCCCAAUGGAGAACCUAGAUCCGCGGGUACCUCCUCCUCGCUUCCCAAUGGGAAAUUCGUCUCAGCCUGCGCUAACCUUACGCACUCAGCAACUUGCGAACUCCGGGGGGAAUCAAGACUCAUAUUUCUCGCCUACUGCUGAGUCCCCAAUGUCUGGUACCUCUGUCCGAACGACUUCAACAGGAACGUUUCCCUUCCCUCGCCAACAACCUCCCAAUGGUUAUUAUGGCGAAGACAAUAACCGUUACACCGCCCCAGCCAUGCCUCGCGGUCCGAUGUCUCGCGAAGGUUCCAUGACCCCAGGUGCCUACCCCACGAGUCGUGGUAUGCAAAGACCGUCACUACCGCCGAAUGCAGGUUCAGCAAUAAUGAACCAAAAUCGACUGCGAUCUGCGAGCAGUCCCGAUAUUCAUAACUCCAACGGUCCCGGCCGACGACUACCUAACGGUCAACAAUCAAAUGUUCCAGAGGUUCCGCCCUUUCCAACACACUACGCCUACAACUCGUCAAUCAUCAAUCGGAGCCAAAGUGGCUCACCAAACGGUCUUCCUCCACGAGCUGCGACACAAUCACCUGCUAUCCAGCGAGAUCGGCUCGUUCAGCAGCGAACUGCGCAAGAGCUUGCAAAUUCCGAAUACCAUGGUGGGCCAGCUCGUCGAGAGACCAGUCAUGCCCCCAUAGCUAGGACUAUGACCCCCGCUUCUUCGUUCGAACGCACGAUGACCCCAGCUUCUAUUGACUCCCGGAAUAUGUCUCCGCCACUAUCAUCGCAAACGCCAGGCCCAGAUAUGACUAAUAGUAGCAUCCCAACACAACUGAAAGUCAAAGUGCACUGCCCAUCGGCAGGAAGCACAAUGACGUUGGUUGUGAGUACAAACAUCAGCUUCCAGUCAUUGAAAGAUCGAAUCGAUGCGAAACUGCAACGGUCGACCAGCGUUUCUCUGAGCACAGGGCAGGUGAAGUUGAAGUACUUGGACGAGAGCGAUUACGUCAGCAUACAAUCAGACGAGGACGUGCAGACAGCGUUCGAGACAUGGAAGGAGCAGCAGCGGGAUCUCAACACGACCGGGGGGUUGGGUGAGAUCGACCUCUUCUGUCAGCGAUGAGGGUGAAAGUUGGGUGCAUUAGGACGGUCUGGCAUACUUUGGCGUUUCGGAAACGAGAUUUCUGUUCGAUACUUCACUUCUAUGGGUGGACCACUACGCAACAUUCAUCGGCGAACAGGAUUAUUCGAGUACUUGUUAGGUCUUCUUGUAUGGAAUGCGGAGCGGAUGUGUCUGCUUUAGUAGGCGGGGGGGUUCGGUGGGGGCGGGGCGCACACGGAUCUAUCACCCCGUAUACAUGACUGCUAGCGAGGACUCCGGCGAG